ACUCUCAGUGUCCAACAUGGCAGUCGGUAAGAAUAAGAGGCUGACCAAAGGAGGCAAGAAAGGUGCCAAGAAGAAGAUCGUGGACCCUUUCUCCAAGAAGGACUGGUAUGAUGUCAAGGCACCAGCCAUGUUCAAUAUCCGCAACCUGGGCAAGACCUUGGUCACUAGGACGCAGGGAACCAAAAUUGCCUCCGACGGCCUGAAGGGCCGCGUGUUCGAGGUGAGCCUUGCCGACCUGCAGAACGAUGAGGUGGCCUUCCGCAAGUUCAAGCUGAUCACCGAGGAUGUCCAGGGCAAGAACUGCCUGACCAACUUCCACGGCAUGGAUCUGACCCGCGACAAGAUGUGCUCCAUGGUCAAGAAGUGGCAGACCAUGAUUGAAGCCCACGUUGAUGUGAAGACCACCGAUGGCUACCUGCUCCGUCUGUUCUGCGUGGGUUUCACCAAGAAGCGCACCAACCAGAUCAGGAAGACCUCGUACGCCCAGCACCAGCAGGUCCGUCAGAUCCGCAAGAAGAUGAUGGAGAUCAUGACCCGCGAGGUGCAGACCAACGACCUGAAGGAAGUCGUCAACAAACUGAUCCCUGACAGCGUGGGCAAGGACAUUGAGAAGGCCUGUCAGUCCAUCUACCCCCUGCAUGAUGUUUUUGUGAGGAAGGUGAAGAUGUUGAAGAAGCCCAAGUUUGAGUUGGGCAAACUGAUGGAGCUCCACGGCGAGGGUGGCGGCAGCAGCAGCAGCGCGGCCAAGCCUACCGGGGACGACGCCGGUGCCAAGGUGGAGAGGGCCGACGGCUACGAGCCCCCCAUCCAGGAGACCGUCUGAGACUUUCAUACCGGAAUGUUCAAUAAAAGCACCCAACCACCUGAA
Molecule: messenger RNA, 868 nt
Organism: Megalops cyprinoides (Indo-Pacific tarpon)
Lineage: Eukaryota; Metazoa; Chordata; Actinopteri; Elopiformes; Megalopidae
Gene: rps3a
Product: ribosomal protein S3A
Exons: 6
Coding region: 17-823 (268 amino acids)
Biological process (GO): translation
Cellular component (GO): cytosol; ribosome
Molecular function (GO): structural constituent of ribosome
Source: RefSeq, a predicted model, not a curated record